UGCUAAGAAAGAAGAUCGAGAUGAGUCUUCUGGCAGCCCCCAGAUACAGGAACUCGGGAGACUUGCGCCAGAUGAAAACAUGAAGAAAGAGGGGAAGGAAUCAAAUUUUCGUAGAAGCCAAAACCGAGAGAGAUGGUGCUGUGGGAGAUCACAUUGGGAACCGCUUACUUCUUGGGACUGAAACGCACUUACAAGCUCGUUUUGAAGAUUCAGCGUCGUCUAAUUAGCCCUAGGCAUGUUAGGCUCCGACAAUUUGUUUACAGGCGAACGCGUGCUGUUUUUGACAUAGCACUAAAGGUUCACCGCAACAUACAAGAAAGAGAUAUAGAAGUUGGUAGGAAUGUGGGAAACUGGAUCCUUAGGUGGCUUGAUAGGAUGAAACCAUCAGCUAAUAUCCGUGGUGAUCCACCUCCGCCUCCCAGUGGUGGCAACGGCAACAUGACCAAGCAUGUGACAAACACCUCCUCCGGCAGGCAACCUCAGGGACCAGUCCAAAGAUCCAGUGGAGAAAAUGGAAAUCGGGGAAUUAAUGGACGAGUAUCUGCUUCAUCAAUGAACAUAAUAUGGCGAAAAUCUUUCCCUACUCUGGGAACGAUGAUGUUUCCAGCAAAACCAGUUGGCACCAAUGUCCAAUACAGGCACUUGUUCUUCUGUGGGCCUGAGAUGCAGAGUCAGAGAUUGAACUGUGCAAAAGGUAGUGGAUUUGAGGGAGUAAUCCGAAAAGAUAUACUGCAGUGGAUGCUGCCAAAUUGAUGGCAGAACGGAGCUUUAUUUGCAAGAGGUUUCCUUUUCCUUGUUUUGUGUAUUUUUCUUUUAUUAUUAUUAUCUUUUUUCCACUAGGAAUAAACUUUUAAAGUAGCUUUACAUUAAAUUUGGCAUUAAGGUUGUGAAGCAAAUAAAUAAAUAAAGAAAAGCUUUAUUGUAAAUUUGUAAAUUGAACAUUGGACUGGCAAUUGUGCUGAACUGCCUGGUCUGAUUGAUGAAUGAUGAUGGGUCGACCAACUCUCAGAAUUGGAGACUUCGGGGGCACAUUACAA
Messenger RNA from Nelumbo nucifera (sacred lotus), 1037 nucleotides. RefSeq lists its product as uncharacterized. NCBI's taxonomy places the organism in Eukaryota, Viridiplantae, Streptophyta, Magnoliopsida, Proteales, Nelumbonaceae. The record is from RefSeq and is a predicted model, not a curated record.